GCGCUGUGCUUCAAAACACUGCUAGUUUAUACCGAGGGGGCAGGCAGAAGCAUGAAGGGCUGGUCCUGGUCUAUCAUGUCUAUAAGAGCAGAGCACUGGCCUUCACAUGAGCAUACAUCUCUGAGGGACAUACAGGUUGUUUCACACAGGCAAAGGAAGACAUCCAGACCUGCCUGAAAGAUGGGUUGGCAGAAGGACAUGCUGGAAAAGCUUGCACACACUUUCCAGAUCCGCAACAAGCUACUGCGCCAGGGACUGGCUGAAUGCUUGGGAACUCUCAUCCUUGUGAUGUUUGGCUGUGGUGCGGUGGCUCAGAUGGUACUAAGUAGAGAAACUCACGGUCGCUUUCUCUCUGUAAACCUUGCUUUUGGUUUUGCUGCUACCCUUGGAAUCUUGGUUUGUGGCCAGGUGUCAGGUGGACAUUUAAAUCCAGCAGUUACAUUUGCUCUCUGCCUCUUGGGAAGAGAAAAAUGGAGAAAGUUCCCUGUGUACUUUAUGUUCCAAACACUUGGAGCCUUCUUGGGUGCCGCGAUCAUCUUUGCUGAAUACCAUGAUGCAAUGUAUGAUUAUUCUGGAGAAAACAAUGUGUUGCUCGUAACUGGGGAAAAUGCCACUGCUGGUAUUUUUGCUACUUACCCAAACCCACAUCUCACCAUCUUGAAUGGCUUUUUUGACCAGGUGAUAGGCACAACAUCUCUAAUUGUCUGCAUCCUGGCCAUUGUGGACCCCUACAACAACCCAAUCCCCCAAGGUCUUGAAGCCUUCACGGUGGGAUUCAGUGUCCUUAUCAUUGGACUCUCCAUGGGCUUCAAUUCUGGUUAUGCAGUCAACCCAGCUAGGGAUUUCGGGCCUCGUCUUUUCACUGCCAUGGCUGGUUGGGGUGGUGAAGUCUUCACUACCAGGGAGUGUUGGUUUUUGGUGCCAUUCUUCGCCCCCUUCCUGGGAUCCAUUAUUGGUGUGAUUGUGUACCAGCUGAUGGUGGGGUGGCAUGUGGAGGGAGAAGUAAAGAACAAUAAGAACAAAGCUAGGGAAGAGACUUUGAAACUUAAUGACAUCACCAGCAAGGAGUGAUCUGCGUGAUCUCCAUAAGCCCUCCACACAGUAAAUCCACAUAAACCUUCUGCUUAUUAGUCUCUGAGUUCAAUAAAUAUGUCUUGUUCUACACAAGACUCCCUCUUCUCUUUCAGAGGGGAUUCUCGUAGUCUUGCAGACCAUCAAAUGGACUUAAAUGCUGCAAAUUUCAAGAUUACAGUUUACUUACUUGUUCCAUCAGAUAUUUUUGUUUUUUUUCUGUAGCAUGAUUCAGAUUUUUUUCUUCACACAUCCUCCAGAUUCCUCAAUUAAGGGAAAAAAGGUGUUUCUUCAGCAACACGAAUUAUAUUAAUUCACUGUUUUUUGAAACUUACUAACGAUGUAGUGUAGCACCUAUCAACAUUUUCAGUUUUCACACUUUUGUACUACUAUUAUCCAAAUAUGUUGUCAUUCCUGUAAAGAAAGUUAAGCAAUUCGACCAAAAACAGCUACAAUACUUUUUUAUUGUCAUCUUCAUUUUAAGCAGUUUUUUUUUCUAUUACAUAACAGGAAUUACAACUUAACAAGUACGCUUUAAAAAAAAAAAAAACCUGUAAAAAAGAGUGUAGUAAUCCUGCAAUUGUAUAGCAUUUCAUUCUUUAGACUAGUUUCAUUUCAUCCUCUCAUGUAUCUGUUACUGUCAUUACCAUUUACAUUUUUUAAUUGAAUGUUUUGAAGCAAUGGAUUGUUAUCCUAAUAAAGGUUUUAUUAGUAUUUUUUAAGAA
Messenger RNA from Cyprinus carpio (common carp), 1796 nucleotides. RefSeq names its product aquaporin-3. Lineage: Eukaryota; Metazoa; Chordata; Actinopteri; Cypriniformes; Cyprinidae. Gene Ontology annotation, biological process: glycerol transmembrane transport; water transport. Gene Ontology annotation, molecular function: glycerol channel activity; urea transmembrane transporter activity; water channel activity. The record is from RefSeq and is a predicted model, not a curated record. Gene Ontology annotation, cellular component: plasma membrane; basolateral plasma membrane.